Messenger RNA from Eutrema salsugineum, 1595 nucleotides. RefSeq names its product mitogen-activated protein kinase 6. Gene Ontology annotation, molecular function: ATP binding; MAP kinase activity. The transcript is spliced from 6 exons. NCBI's taxonomy places the organism in Eukaryota, Viridiplantae, Streptophyta, Magnoliopsida, Brassicales, Brassicaceae. Gene Ontology annotation, cellular component: cytoplasm; nucleus. Gene Ontology annotation, biological process: protein phosphorylation; intracellular signal transduction. Bases 164 to 1360 code for a protein of 398 amino acids. The record is from RefSeq and is a predicted model, not a curated record.
UUUCUCUUCUUCUCUCUUCAGAUCUGCUUUGACCCCAAAACCAAAGAAUAUCAAUUUCUUCUCUUCAUUCAUUCACUCACCCAAUUAUAACGAUUUUCCAUUUCCCUCAUUAGUUCUUCCGAUCCACACCAACCCAAAGUUUCCUCUUUCUUCUCCGGCGGUCAUGGACGGUGGCGCGGGUCAACCGGCAGCUGAUACCGAGAUGACAGAAGCUACCGGCGGUGCUUCCGCCGCAGCUCCAUCUCACCCGUCGCCUCAGAUCCCGGGGAUUGAGAAUAUUCCGGCGACUCUUAGCCACGGCGGUAGGUUUAUCCAGUAUAACAUAUUCGGGAACAUCUUCGAGGUCACCGCUAAGUAUAAGCCUCCGAUCAUGCCUAUUGGCAAGGGUGCUUAUGGCAUCGUUUGUUCGGCUAUGAACUCUGAAACUAAUGAGAGCGUUGCGAUUAAGAAAAUCGCAAACGCUUUCGACAAUAAGAUUGAUGCAAAGAGGACUCUCCGUGAGAUCAAGCUUCUUCGCCACAUGGAUCAUGAAAAUAUUGUUGCAAUCAGAGACAUAAUACCGCCACCUCUAAGAAACGCUUUCAAUGAUGUUUACAUCGCGUAUGAGCUAAUGGACACUGAUCUCCAUCAAAUCAUACGGUCAAAUCAAGCAUUAUCCGAAGAACAUUGCCAGUAUUUUCUUUACCAGAUCCUCCGUGGAUUGAAGUACAUUCAUUCCGCAAAUGUGCUUCACCGUGAUUUGAAACCGAGCAAUCUCCUCCUAAACGCAAACUGCGACUUGAAAAUCUGUGAUUUCGGGCUAGCUAGAGUCACUUCUGAGAGCGAUUUCAUGACUGAAUAUGUUGUCACGAGAUGGUACCGUGCACCAGAGCUGCUCUUAAACUCUUCUGAUUAUACUGCAGCGAUCGAUGUUUGGUCUGUUGGUUGUAUUUUCAUGGAGUUAAUGGACCGUAAGCCACUCUUUCCUGGCCGAGAUCAUGUUCAUCAACUUCGCUUGCUCAUGGAGCUCAUAGGAACUCCAUCAGAAGAAGAGCUUGAGUUCUUGAACGAAAAUGCAAAGCGAUACAUAAGACAACUUCCACCGUAUCCUCGCCAAUCCAUCACUGAUAAGUUCCCAACGGUGCAUCCUUUAGCGAUAGAUCUUAUCGAGAAGAUGCUAACAUUUGAUCCCAGACGGAGAAUCACAGUUUUAGACGCGCUGGCCCAUCCAUACCUGAAUUCGUUGCACGACAUUAGCGAUGAGCCAGAGUGCACGAUUCCUUUCAACUUUGAUUUCGAGCAACACGCACUCUCAGAGGAGCAAAUGAAGGAGCUUAUCUACCGCGAGGCGCUCGCUUUCAAUCCAGAAUAUCAGCAAUAGUUUCAAGAAGAGCAUUUGGGAGAUGAGAAUGGGAUCAGGUUUGGUUUGAUUUGGACAACAUUCUUAAAAAAGGAGGGAAAAUCAUUGUUUGUCUUUUGUGUAUACUUGUGAGAGAUGUUUGAUUUAAGUUGUUUUGUUUUUUUUUUUUGUUACCUUAUUUGUAAUUUGACCUCAUUUUCUUGUUCCAAUUAUUAAGACGUAAAAUCAUCUUAGAAAUAGUUUUCAUGUUUUAAGA